CAGAACACUGCACGAGAUGUGAAACUCGAAGAAUUUCGUCGUCGUGGUGUGGCUGAUUCUGGGUCCAUGGGAUGCGAUGGAUUUGUGGACUACUGGAUUCGGUUGCAGUCUAGAUGGAUUUGAUUUUGGAGUGUCCAAUGCCCAAAAACGAAAACAAAGAAACCGUGGGGUGUCCCGCUCCCUCUCUCCCCGUUCGGAGCCAAGAAAAGCUCGGGAUUCCCUCCCUCUUUUCCUUCUUUUGGACUAUUACCCGUGUAUUCAUUCACUGUGAACAAUAAAGAAAGGUUGAUAUUCAACUUUCUCCUCACGUUCUUUCUCUUUUCUUUUCACAGCCUGGUGCUGGACAGUUUUACAUUUGCUACUUUUUUGUCACAGCAGGCCUGUCUUGCAUAUACACUCGACUUCUUGCUGGCUCAAGGAGGAGCUAACUACGGUUCGGUGGUUGAAGAUAUCUAAUCAGAGCGGAGGCAGGAUUUCUAGAUAUGGGAGGAUAUUCGAGACGUAGCAUUAGACGAUGGGUGGACGGCGUUCUACUACACGCCCGCAGUCAUGUCUCACGCGAUGAAGACGAAGGGUAUAAACUGGGCGACGGAGUGACUCUGAAAGCUGGUGACAACGAUAAUCUAUCGAUAAGAUCAGAAGAGGAAAUCGAAUUCGUCGAUGGUCCAGUUGAUGAUACCCAGUCAACAGAGUCGGCGUCAGUAGCAGGAUCAACGCCUACGGAGCCCGAGACAACAGCAGAACACCCAACCUUUACCCAACCUCUUCCGCCACCUGCCACUUUCACCAUCCGCACCGUAACCGCAUCCGCACAACCGCAGCCGCUAACAACACUCACGCCCAUCACACAUUCAGCCAGACCUCUACCCACGACGACGACAAGAGACAAGGAUGACGAUCCGGAGAAGACAAAGGAUAGGGAUAGGGAUAGGGAUGGGAAGCAUGAGAAGACGGACUCAGCCUCCGUCACAGAUGGAUUCACGACCGUUACGAUGUCUCUUAAUAGCACUAUCGCCAUAACAACACCGACACCCACCGCCGUCUUCGCCAGCGUUACGUCCAGCGUGUUGAUUUCAGCCACGGCGAGCCCAGCUAUCAACAACGCAGCUGCUCUACAAGGAGCACAACAGAAGGGGACCAGUAGCGGGCACAUGUCUGGAGGUGCAAAGGCUGGCAUCGCCAUUGGCGUCGCUGCCGGCGUGUCCAUGCUCGCAAUCGUCCUCUUUUGGCUCAUCAAAUGCUUCUGUUCACGCAAAUCCGAAGCAGAUACCGAGUCUUCCAUCCGCGCUUUUCUCUCGGGCGGAAAAUCCGGUCCCGGUGACGGUGGCCUGCCACCCCCAGCCACUGCCGCAGGCGCAGGCGCAGGCCAGCUCUCGUCCAACAUUGACCCGCGCAGCAACUCUCAGAUCCUCGACGAGCUGAUCGCCGCUUCGUACGCCCACCAAAACGGUCAAGACAGCAGCAUCCCCAACGGCUACGUCCUCUCCGAUGAGAAGCAAGCCGACGGCGCCUACCCCGUCACCAUCAUCCAGCCCGCGCCUACCCACCAGCCCGAACUCCGCAAGUCCGUCGCCAGCUGGCUGCGCAAACACCACCCCCUAAAGUUGAACCCGCUUUCCAUCAGAGGCAGCACCUUCUCGGCCUUUAGCAGCCGGCGCGCCUCAUCAGCCUACGGCAGCUCCCAACAAGGAGGAGGAGGAGGGGGAGGAGGAAGGGAAGCACGUGACUCUUUGGUUUCUGAUUAUCCUUCUCCUACCUCUUACGACCCGGAUGCUCCCCCGCUGCCGGAAAUCCCCGCUACGUAUUUCAACGAGAUCCCGAAGCCACUGAGUCCGAUGCCCAAGAAGCUGCCGACUGCGGCGGCGAAUAUGAAGGCCAUGAAGUUCCAGAGCGUGUGGUCGGAUAGUAGUGCGGGGACGGAUAUGGACCGGUCGAGGAUGACGGUGUCGACGGAGGGGAAUGAGUCCUUGUUUAACUUGUAUGAGGGCGGUGAUGGCCAGGUCAGGGUCCCGUCGCAGGUAGUGACUUCGUUGUCGCCGCCGCCGCCGCCGCAUUUGAUGAAUAAGGAUCAGGACCAGGGAAAGGAUCAGGGUCAGAGCCAAGUUCAGGACCAGAGGGCGAGUUCGCCUACUUUGCGGCCGUAGAUGGCGGUAAUUAGACGGAAGGGAUGUGACCGAGUGUGAGAUUCUGUCAGGACAGGCCUGUUUGUGUGCGAUAAGUGUGUCCAGUAGGGCUAGAGUUUGGAUGGAUUUGGCAUAGAGGGAGAGCUUAGUGGUCUUGUAAUACUGUUCCUGUUAACCAACCAAAGAAAUUGUUUGUACCUCCC
Molecule: messenger RNA, 2326 nt
Organism: Neurospora crassa OR74A
Lineage: Eukaryota; Fungi; Ascomycota; Sordariomycetes; Sordariales; Sordariaceae
Exons: 2
Coding region: 483-2144 (553 amino acids)
Source: RefSeq, a predicted model, not a curated record